GCUCUCUCUUCUCCCUCUCUUUUUCUCUCUGAGACAGCAUCAGCAUCAGCAGCAGCUGCUUCCUCUUGCUAGCUAAUAUAGCUGCUAGGUUUGUAGUAGCCGGGCCGGUCACACACACAGCUGCACUUGGGAGGAGCUGAGAGGAGGAGCUCAUCUCUACUGCAGCAUCCAGCUCCUCCUUGCUACUGUGCUCUCUCUCUCUCUCUCUCUGUCUCUCUCUCUCUCUCUCUCUCUGAUAGUCAAGAAAGAAGUGAGGCCGUGGUGGCAUGGACAACAUCACUCACAACUCGAGCAGUAGCAGCUCAUGGGAUUUGGACAUGAGCCUCGGCAGCCACCACCACCCUCUCCUCUUCGACAGCCACCCAAACCCGGCGCCGCCGCCUCCGCCGCCAUUACCGUUCCACCUCGUCUCCACCUCCUCCCAUCACCACGGCCACCACCCUCCUCCGCAUCCUCCUCACCACCAUCAUCAUCUCGGACUGGAUCCUUCCCCGUCCUCCUCCCUCUUCCCGCCGCACCACCACCGGCUCCACCACCACCUCGGCCUCGACAUCGAUCCCUCCUCCCACCACCGGCACCACCAUGAGUACGAGCAGCAGGAGCCCGGAGGCCACGAGCAGCAGGAGGAGAUGCGGCAGCACGAGGCUGGCGUGGCCCAGGAGGAGCGCGGCGGCGCCGGCGUGGAGGACGUGGAGGAGGAGCUGGGCGCCAUGAAGGAGAUGAUGUACCGGAUCGCCGCCAUGCAGCCGGUGGACAUCGACCCGGCGACCAUCAAGAAGCCGCGCCGCCGCAACGUGCGCAUCAGCGAGGACCCGCAGAGCGUGGCGGCGCGGCACCGGCGGGAGCGGAUCAGCGAGCGCAUCCGCAUCCUGCAGCGCCUCGUCCCGGGGGGCACCAAGAUGGACACCGCCUCCAUGCUCGACGAGGCCAUCCGCUACAUCAAGUUCCUCAAGCGCCAGGUGCAGGAGCUCCAGCACCAGCCGCCGACGCCGACGCAGCAGCAAUACCCGGCCGCCGCCGCCGCCGGAGCUGGAGCCGGACCCAGCACCUCGGUCGUGGGCCCGCGACCCGGCGGGCCGCCGUUCCUCCCGCUGGGCCCCGGGCCGCUUAUCGAUUGGGCCGGGUUCGUGAGGCCCGUGGAUAUCCACGGGCCGACGUCGUCGUCGUCCUCGUCGUCGAUGGGCGGCGCACACGCCGCCCUGGGCUUCGGCUUCAGCAGCGCCGGCCAGAGCAGCCAUGGAAUGCACUGAUGAGCCACUGAGAGGUGGAGAAGCUUGCUUGCUUUUAGAGGAAGAGGAUUAACUAGGAAUCAAUCGUCGACGGAUGAUGGAUUUUGGUGGAUGGAUGGACUAGCAGAGAGGUAAUUUUGAUUUGAUCUUGAUUAUUCUAGCUGUGAUCGAGGGUAGUAGUGUAUGUGUUCUCUAGCUAGCGGUGUUAAUCCAUGUUCUACGGAUCGGAAAAGUAAACUAAUCAAUAAGUUUAGCUAGGGUUUGUGCCAUUUUUACCACCAUCACGAAUAUGUCUCUUCUUCACUUCAGGCAAGUUCUUCGUUCUUUCUGCUCUUCUUAAU
This is a messenger RNA of Setaria italica (foxtail millet), 1570 nucleotides long. RefSeq names its product transcription factor HEC1. Gene Ontology annotation, molecular function: DNA-binding transcription factor activity; protein dimerization activity. Lineage: Eukaryota; Viridiplantae; Streptophyta; Magnoliopsida; Poales; Poaceae. Gene Ontology annotation, biological process: regulation of DNA-templated transcription. The transcript has a single exon. Bases 267 to 1250 code for a protein of 327 amino acids. The record is from RefSeq and is a predicted model, not a curated record.